Messenger RNA from Amphibalanus amphitrite, 7235 nucleotides. RefSeq names its product probable phosphorylase b kinase regulatory subunit beta. Gene Ontology annotation, molecular function: calmodulin binding. The transcript is spliced from 22 exons. Bases 245 to 3559 code for a protein of 1104 amino acids. The record is from RefSeq and is a predicted model, not a curated record. Gene Ontology annotation, biological process: glycogen metabolic process. NCBI's taxonomy places the organism in Eukaryota, Metazoa, Arthropoda, Thecostraca, Balanomorpha, Balanidae. Gene Ontology annotation, cellular component: phosphorylase kinase complex.
UCUCCACCUUCAGCAACAUUUCGGCUGAGACCGUGUUUGUGAAUUGUGGGUUCAUUUUGGGUUCAUUGAAGGAAUGCCGGGCUCUUAUAGAAAGCACCGAUAAUAUUCUAACCGUGCUGCUGACUCGGACUCAACACAAAUUUGGGUUCGAGUUGAAGACAGAGCUGAAGGGAAGCUGCAGAGUUUCUGAUUUUAUAGCUUCAUAACGGGCCGUCGUCCGUCGGCCAUCUGCACAAUUCCAACCAUGAAGGUAACGCCGACGCCGACGGCCGCCUACCUGUCGGGCGUCGUCCACAGUCGCCGCAUGGGGCGCACAUUCAGUAUCGGAGACAUGGACCCGGACACGUUCAGCCGCAUCAAAAACUACGACGAGACCGUCGGCAGGCUGGACCACUACUACGGCGUCGUGAAGCGGCAGCUGAUUGCCAACCAGAGCUUCAUGACCGGCCAGUUCCCGGAGAGUUCGGCGGAGCGGGUGGUGUCAGACGUUCGCACCAGCCUCUACUGCGCCUUCUCCAUCUGGUGUCUCCACCAGGCCUACAAACGCAUUGACGACGACCGCGGCAAGACGUUCGAGCUCGGCCAGUCUGUCGUCAAGUGCAUGCGCGGCAUCCUGCGCUCCUGGAUGAAACAGGCCGACAAGGUGGAGCGUUUCAAAGCUAACCAGACGACGCACAACGCGCUGCACUCCAAGUUCCACCUGGUCACCGGCGACGAGGUGCUCACAUGUGAGCAGUACAAUCAUCUACAGAUCGACGUAGUGUCGCUGUACCUGCUGUUCCUGGUGCAGAUGACUGCCUCCGGGCUGCAGAUCGUUUUCACCAUCGACGAGGUGAACCUGGUACAGAACCUGGUGUACUACGUGGAGAGGGCUUACCGGACACCAGACUUUGGCAUGUGGCAGCGCGGCAGCAAGUACAACAACGGAUCGUCCGAGCUGCACGCCAGUUCGAUCGGCCUGGCCAAGUCGGCGCUGGAGGCGGUGAACGGCUGUAAUCUGUUCGGAGACCACGGCAGUUCCCAGUCGGUCGUCUAUGUCGAUAUUGACGCCCACAACCGCAACCGAACCAUCUUCGAGACGCUGCUGCCGAGAGAGUCCAGCUCCACGUCGAGCGACAUGGCUCUGAUGAUGGCCAUCUCGUUCCCGGCGUUUGGCACUCACGACCAGCUGCUCUACUCCAAAACAAAGUCGAAAAUUGUGCAGAAGCUGCGCGGGAGACACGGCUUCAAGCGGUUCGCCCGUGACGGGUUCGGGACGGUACUGGAGGACAGCUCGGAGCGCUUCUACAAGGACAGCACCGUUCAGAAGUUUGAGCGUAUCGAGAGCGAGUGGCCGCUGUUCUACAUGUACAUGAUCAUCGACGGUGUGUUCCGGAGUGACAAGAAACAGGUGGAUGAGUACAAACAGCUGCUGAGGCCGCUAAUACACUACGACAGACGCACAGGGGAAGAUUCGUUCGGCGACCCGACGCUGCCGCAGUACUAUUUCGUGCCGUCGGAGCACCUGAGUGGCGAGCGGGCCGAGCCGGGCAGCCAGCCGCGGUUCGCCAGCGCUGUGGGCGGCCCCGGCGACCUGUUCCUCUGGGGCCAGGCCAUGCUGGUGGUGACGGAGCUGCUGCUCGAGGAACUGGUGCACAUCAAUGAGAUCGACCUGAUCCGGAGGUACCUGCCGUCGUACAACCGGCCGCGCCGUACCACGCGCUACUCGGCGUUCCAGGGCACUGCCAGUGACCUGGUGGUGCAGGUGGUGCUCGUCGCCGAGUCCCGCCGCCUUCAGGCCAUGCUGGCCACUUACGGCAUCCAGUCUCAGACGCCCAAGGAGGUCGAGCCCGUCCAGAUCUGGUCACAGAAACAGCUGGUGCAGGUGUACCGUAACCUGGGCGUCAACUGGAAGCUGGGUCUGGAGGGCCGUCCGCCCCGGCCAAUCGGAGCUCUCGGCACCAGCAAGGUAUACCGGAUCUCUGGCCAGACGGUGCUCUGCUACCCGCUGAUCUUCGACAGCACCGACUUCUACCUGAACCACGAUAUGGCGCUGCUCAUUGACGACAUCAAGUCUGAGAUCCAGUUCGUGGGCCGCUACUGGCGCCUCUCCGGUCGGCCCACCUGCUGUCUCAUCAUGAAGGAGACGCACAUGAGGGACACCAACUUCCGUAAGAUGGUGGACCUGCUGGCCAUGCUGAAGACGGGCUCCUGCGAGGGCGUCAAGGUGCGCGUGGGGCGACUGCAGAACCUCAUGUCCUCCUCGUGCACCGAGCACUUGGACUUUAUGGACGCCGCUGAGGACUGGGGCGUGGAGCCGGAGCCGUUCCGGGAACUGGCCAACAAAACGGUGGGCUACCAGAGCCUCACCGACAUCCCGACGGCGACCAUCUACAACGAGACAGAGCCGCUCACCAUUCAGGAGCUGCAGCACAAGUCUGACCACGAGCUGCAGCACAUCUGGCGGGGUAUCACCACGCUGCGCGGCCGGAGCUACAUCCUCAAACUGCUGCUCGACCGGCACGGGCCCGACUAUCAGCUCGAGGGUGUUACUGUGCACCAGCGACUCGUUCAGCUCAACAGUGAGGCAGGCACGCUGCGCUGCUGGUCAGUGCUGCGCUUCUGCAGCAGCCUGCUGGGCCGCGUGGUGGACAGCAUCAGCCCCUACCUGACGGCCAUACUCGUCUCCGGGAAACAGUUCGCUAUCGGCGUGAUCGGCCAGCCGGAGGUGGUGAUUGACAAGCCGCUGACUCCGGCCGAGAUCGAGUCGCUGUUCUUCGGCUCUGUGCGUCCGCUGGACGUGGUGCAGGCGGUGCUGCAGCAGGAGCUGGUCCUCUGCAGUGGACGGCUCAUCCUCACCCGGCCUGACCUGUUCGCCGGCAUACUCACCAUCAGGAUCGGCUGGUUCCUGCAGGCCAUGGAGCUGUAUAGCAGGAUCGAGGGCCGCGAGCAGCCCAUCGCUGAGAUGGCGCCCAGCGAGGUCCGCGCGCUCCUAUACAACGUGCUCUCGCUGGACAGCAACUCCUGCAACAUCAGCAUCACGCCGCGCCAGCAGCGUCAGAUUGACGGCUGCCUGGGCCGCAGUCCGCGCAACCUGCACAGCUCUGUGUGGUUCAUCCUGGGCCGCACAGCCGGCGGCCUGACGAUCGGCCAGCGCCACCUGCCCCAGUCGCCCACCAUCACCGACAUGACGGUCGGCGAGCUGCGGUUCGCCAUCCUGGUGAACGAUAUGCUGGCCCAGUGUCCGCAGCCGGAGCUCCGGCAGAUCGUGGUGCAGCUGAUUGCGCUGAUAGCCACCAUCCUGGAGCGUAAUCCGGAGCUGAGUUUCCGCGGCUGCAUCGAGCUCUCCCAGAUGGUCGACGAGGCGCACCGGCUCUACCUCAAGGACGGCGGCGAGGGCGGCACGACCAGUGAGCUGGACGGGUUCUUCCAGCUGCCUCCGUCAGCCACCGCCGGCUACCUGGCCCGGACUGUGGUCCACCACUUGCUGACGCGGCCCAUGACGGCCCUGGACGACAUCGACGCCACGGCCGCUCUGGAGAGCGCCGCCGCCUCGCCGCAGGCAUGUAACAUCGCCUAGGGGGACGGGGAGGGAGAGCCGGAGAGAGAGAUAGGUGAUGGGUGGAGUUUUCAGAGGACGGAGCUGCGUGCUAGGAGCUAGUGUUUUGUAGAUGGCUAGAGACUGGAGAGUCGAGAUGCGCUAGGGAUAGAGAUCAAUGAGGCCAGUUGUUUGACUGGUCAAGAGUGAAGACUGAAGCAGGAUUGUUGACUUUUUUAAGUGGAUGAACAGAAAUUCUUUGAUCAAGCCUUGGGCUGGCUGUUGUAACUAAUCGUAGGAUCUGCUGCUUCGGAUAGCCAACGAGACAACGGUCAGAAAAUUGUGGUCGCUCGUCACCUGAGCUGCCCCCAGGUUUGAACGCUUACCCUAUGUCACCCGACGACGUGCUCUGUGUAGAGCCCCUGAAGCUCACGAUAUGUGUUCGUACGCGAGCCGGGUGCGCCGGACGAUACCAAGGAAGAAUCCCCUGCUGUGGUGGCAACAUAAUCCAGGGAGGUUCUGGUAGAGACUGGCAGAGAGGUACUGUACUCUCGUCACGUGGGCAAGUCUCGUGCUUCGUGCCGCAAGGGGGCAUAUGGACGAACACGUGAAGUGCAAUACGUGCCACGUGAGGUGUGGUGCUGCAGAUUGUGGCUCGUGCUACGAGUUGAAUGCAGGAUGUGGUAACACUGCUAGAUGAACAGUGUGAGAGAUUAGAAUGUGCGACGCGCAAAUGCUUGAAGUCAUGCCUUGUGCUUUCGCUGGUGCUUCAUGGCAACGGAUAAUCGUCACGGGUUUCAUAUUCGAUGCCUUAGAUUUUGAUUUGUGUGUAGAUGUAUAAGUUUGGGCUAGUUUUCUAAAAUGCUGAAUGUAUUGUGCUUAGAACCGCCAGUCGGUCAUGAAGGGUUUUGUAGAGGCAUAUUGUGCCGCCUUGCUGAGGUGUUAGUGACACUCUACGGUAUGUUCGUGAAUUGAUAGCUUACGUGCUUUGCAUUUGCGAGUCUAAUAAUUGCUGCUGCUGUUUCAGAAUUUGUAGACAGCAGGCGCUUGUAAAUCAUUGUAAAGGGAGCUGUUAUUUGAGCUGAUAUCGUAGUCAUAUGCUUAGUCCUCCAAACUAACCUAGUCUGAGCUCACAUGUAUGAUAUUAACCACACCGUAGAUCAGUUCGGUCUGCGAUAGUCGAGCCAAUCAGGGAUGUCUGUAACUGACUUACUGCGUGUCUGUGUACAGACUUGUCAGUGUUGAGUGUUUUUGGGCCAGACCCGGGCCAGUACCCCGUCGUGCCAUCCAUGACAAUUUUUGUCAUCCUCAUUUGUAAUUCCCUCCCCUUAUGUAUAGCCCGAUCAAGUAAGCGCGCAGCCCGCCCGCCCGGUGAAUCUCAGAUGUGUUGCGGGUUGCUUUGUCUGCCGUGACAGUACACCCAUCCCGUACUAAUGACCGUGUGAUAGAGCCUCGUCACUUGGCCCCGGUCAUUUCCGCUUCCUCUCCCCUAACUGACUGGCGGUUUACGGUAGUCACGGUAGGGGAGAGUGGGGUAAUUUGGCCGCUUUUUUUAGAAAACGAUGUAACUAAAAAUCGACAACACAUUUCUGCAUUUUCUCAACGCUGACAGGUGUGGCAUACAUUCUACUUUCUUGGACAGUAAACUUGAAAUGAUUGAGUAACUACUUAUAUUGAAAUCGUGGCGUAUUACAAAGGUCUGCAAAGCGGCCAAAUUGCCCCACUAGCAGGGUUAUUUGGCCGGGGGUGUGGGGUAAUUUGGCCGGUGUUAGUUUGAGGCCAUGAUUUUUGUUAUAGGCGAGUCAGCUUCACAUUCAGGAAUGACGCGUGUCCUACGACGCAUUUGAAGCAUUUUGGAGGUUGACUCAGCCGUCAGAGGAGUCGAAAAUAGUCAAAAUAGCGGCUCUAGAUGCGAUGACAGUUUUUUACGAAUAACUUUUGAAGUAAUCAAGCUAGGCCAAAACCAAAAGCACAAUCGUAAUUCCCUCGUCAUUCCGCAUCGAAACAUGCAUGUGUUGACCUCAAGAGGUCAAGGUCAAAGGUUGGCUUCAGGUCACGUUACCUCAGGUCGAUUGACCUCAAGGUUACGUGAGUUCAAGGUCAUCAUGUAUAUCAUUCGAUGCGCCUUGACGAGCUGAACACAAUGAGACCAUUUGCGUGGCUGUAUCUUUUUUCUGUAAGUAUUUAUUAGCAAAAAAGCGUUAGGUAACCUUUGAUGACGUCACAUGCCCUUACAGCUGUCCAAUAGGAAAUAUGGCAUCAAGGUAGUCAAAGAUGAUCAUGAAUUAUGUCCUUUAUGGUAUAAUUGACCAUGACAACUCGGCCGUCCCAGCAUAGUGACUCUGAGCGCACCGGCCAAGUUGCCCCGCUAGUCCCGGCCAAAUAACCCCACAUUGCCAUUCUGAAAAUUUUUGUCUAUAAAGUCGUCAUGGCUGUACAGAACUAGAUGAAAUUGCUCUUGGGACCGCUGAACACCCUCAAAAAUGGCGCUAUAAUGUUGGAAUUCGUUUAUAGCCCAAAUACUACAUGUUAUACAAAUUUUUAAACGGAAGUAAAAGUUACCAUUUUCUAACGUAAUUCACCUUUUAUUAAUUUUGAAUAAAACUAAGAGGGGGAAAGUUUUGACAUUUGUUCUCGAGUUAGUCCUGCCGAUGACAAAUGAAUAGAGACUAAAGUUAUUUCAUUCACUUUUAUCAGCUUUCGUACAGGUGGGGGCGGCCAAUUUACACCACCGGCCAAAUUACCCCACUCUCCCCUACAUCUAAUUGACGCGUGAACCCGCGGGUUGAACUAGCGCGCCCGGCCGCCGAUCUGAUGGGUGGUAUACUGUAUAACCUCUCUUUACACUUUGUCCUGUCCUCUCGACUCACUUCCCUGCUGUGUUCUAGGUAACUUUCGACUGUCGAGACCAUCCUGAGCUAUCCGCCGCCUCCUAUCACCUCCCCGCCUCCUAUCCCCCCCCCUGUCCUCUCCAUGUCCCUAUCUCACCCCUGUCUCCUGUCCUCUGCCCUCACUUCCCUGCUCUGUGUUCCAGCUAACCGUCGAGACCAUCCUGAGCUAUCCGCCACCCUCUGUCCCCUCCCCGCCUCCUAUUUACUCCCUCCCUGCCCUACCCCUGUCCCCUGUCCUCUCCCCUCACUUUCCUGCUCUGUGUUCCAGCUAACCGUCGAGACCAUCCUGAGCUACCCCCCUCCGAGCCUGCCCAGCUCCGAUUCUCCGGAGCCGCCAGAGCUGCCGGCCACCCAGUCCUCGUCCUCCUGGCCGGGAGGAAUCCUCACGGAGUUCCUCGGCACUGUCCUCUCGGAGGACGGCACCAUCUGAGAGGUAAUGGGACGGCCAGAGAGUCCUCCCUUGUGGAGUCCUCAUGGCGUCCUCUCUACUCUCCUGUCCUCUUUCCCCAGCUGUGCGUGUCAGUGGACGGAUAUUAGAUACAAUACUGCUUGCCAUUAUCCCAGCUUUUUGUAUUAUCGCGCCUGUGCUGACGAAUCAUGGAACUGAUUGCGGUGGGCGGAAGGAAACUGCUAUAACUGUCACUGAUGCAUUGCUAUGUCGUGUUACUUAUAGCACAUGACCGUGUGUAGUGUGUAUAUUGGAACUACGAUGAGCUGAAAACUAUCAGAAAAUGUACAGAUGCAUCCCAGCGCAGGAUUUGUGCGCGGAGCUGCAUUGUCGCUUCCGUACCGGACUGUUCUGCAAUACAUAUGUGUUGUAAAUCGGG